This is a messenger RNA of Nannospalax galili (Upper Galilee mountains blind mole rat), 1992 nucleotides long. RefSeq names its product selectin P ligand (gene Selplg). Gene Ontology annotation, cellular component: plasma membrane. The record is from RefSeq and is a predicted model, not a curated record. Bases 99 to 1271 code for a protein of 390 amino acids. Gene Ontology annotation, biological process: leukocyte tethering or rolling; hemopoiesis. The transcript is spliced from 2 exons. Lineage: Eukaryota; Metazoa; Chordata; Mammalia; Rodentia; Spalacidae.
CGCAGUGUCUGACAGCGUGGGCUGGGCCUUGCCACUGAAGCAGAGUCACUUUUGGGUCCCCUGAGGCAGCUGUCCCAUGCUCUGCUGAGCACGGUACCAUGCUUCUGCACCUCCUCCUGCUGCUGACCCUCCUGGGCCCUGGCAACAGCCUUCAGCUGUGGGAUACUCUGGGGGAAGGAGUCAAGGAAGCCUCAGGCCCCGCACUUAUCCGGGGACGGAGACAGGCAGGAGAGGACGAUGAAUUUGAGGACCCUGACUAUCCCCUGGAGGCCACGGACCUUCCAGAACUACUUGAAAACAUCACCAACCCUGUGACUACAAACCCUGAGUCUCUGACCACCAUGGGCACGAUGGAGCAGCGAACUUUUAUGAGGCCCGGAAUCCCGGAACCAGCUACUGUGGAGGCCACAGCUAUAGGUUCUGCCGGCCCAGAUGCAGGAGGGGCAGCGGUGGGAAAGCUUAGCACAGAACCAGUGACACAGAGGAGCUUAACCACAGUGGAGAUGACCACUCAGCUAGCAGCCGCAGAGGCAGAGACCAGCCAACCAGCAGCCGCAGAGCCAGAGACCAGCCAACCAGCAGCCGCAGAGCCGGAGACCACCCAACCAGUGGUUACAGAGGCAGAGACCAGCCAACCAGCAGCCGUAGAGCCGGAGACCAGCCAACCAGCAGCCGCAAAGCCGGAGACCACCCAAGCAGUGGUUACAGAGGCAGAGACCAGCCAAUCUCCCAGGAAGUCCAAGGCUGUAAAAGUUCUGUUCACAGAGCCAACUGCCACAGAGCCUCUGUCUAUAGCACCAGUGACCACGAAGUUCCUGUCCACAGGGCCUACUGGGUCCAUCAUCUUUCUUGGGCCGUCUGCUACUCAGGAGAACAUCACUAUGACGAGAGACAACUUAUCUGACAUCGGCAUGAAGAAAGGUCAGAUUGUCACCCCUGGGAGCUCUGUGGCCCCCAGCUCUACAGGGACCUCGGACCUCAUCCCUGUGAGGCAGUGCCUGCUCGCCAUCCUUAUCUUGGCCCUGCUGGCCACCAUCUUCCUUGUGUGCACCGUGGUGCUGGCAGUCCGCCUCUCUCGUAAGAACCACAUGUAUCCCGUGCGUAACUACUCACCCACGGAAAUGGUCUGCAUCUCGUCCCUGCUGCCUGAUGGGGGUGAAGGGCCCCCUGUCACAGCCAAUGGGGGCCUGCCCAAGAGCCAGGGCCUAAAGGCAGAGUCCAGUGAGGACCGAGAUGGGGAUGACCUCACCCUGCAUAGCUUCCUCCCUUAGCCUCCCCUGCCUGAGUACAAUCCCAGACAGCUUGUGCCUGUCAUGCCAACCCACUGGUCAGCAAGGCUACAGGUCUGGAUUUCCUGAGUGACCCCUGUUCCCAGGAGUCUUUAGGUGUACAGACCUUGGCCCACCCCAAACUGGGCCAAGAGCAGCCAAGAUCCUAUGGCUCCUGCCUCAUGGAGCCUGAUGGCCUCCAAGCCAAGGAACAGGGCAUCAGUCACUGCCUGGAUAGAUCUCCCUGCCUGUCCCGUUUGUUCUGAGACUCCCUUAACACUUCCUGCUGCUGCCCACCUUCCUGCAGGCCACUGAAGUCCUGUCCCCACGUUCCCAAGGAAGACUGAGUUCCUUAAGCCCCAGUCAUUUUCCUCUGUUACUUUGGAUGCCAAUGGUCUCAGUUGCAAAACAGAAAGGGGGCACUUGAGGCUGUGAAGAGCAGCAGUCCCCAAGCGCCAUGACCUCUGCUCUUCCAUAUCACAGGGAGGGGCAGCUCGACUUUCCUGGGCUUCUGUCUGGGAGAUCCCUGGACUGGGCAAGAGCUCAACUUGGGGAGGUUAGGGUGGGUUUGGAAGGUUAGCUCCUUCUUCGGGACUGUGAACUAAUGAGGUUCCAUCUGGUAACAGAGUGCCUUUACCCUGCCCAUCCCUACCUUUCCCUGUGGCCUUGGUUUAGGGUGGGCCUGGCACAGCACAGGCACUCAAUAAAUGCGUGGUAAUACGUG